ACCGCCAUUUUGACCACUAAGCGGUCGACCCGGCGGCGUUUGGCCUCGUCACUCGCUCCUGUCUCCUGUCGAUGGAGUCCGUCGCGGCAUCGCCUGCGAUCGCCUCGUCGCCGUCUUCCUUCUCCUUCUUCUCUCGCAAGAGAAGCGCCCGUAGACGCCAAUCGCUCCUCCCGAUCGCCUCCAAGAAUUGGGGAGAUGAUGCUGAUCUCAAUUCGGACUCCGAGAGCACGAGUCUCGUUCCUUUCCUCGGCAAUCGCGCUCCCAUUUCCCCGCUUCCCAAGGAUAAGGCUAUGGGCUUGGUUUUAAGCGCGGCAGCUGGAAGAGGGUGGACGACGGGAUCGGGAAUGGAAGGCCCUCCGAUCCCCGCCGACUCCGAUUCCGCUGAUCGGACGGUUCUCACGUUCCCCUGGUCCCUCUACACCCGAUCUCCGCGACGUCGAAUGCGCGUGGCCUUUACCUGCAACAUCUGUGGCCAGCGGACCACUCGUGCCAUCAAUCCUCAUGCGUAUACGGACGGCACCGUGUUUGUUCAGUGUUGCGGCUGCAAUGUGUUCCAUAAAUUGGUGGACAAUCUGAAUCUGUUCCACGAGAUGAAAUGUUACGUGAACCCUAGUUUCCGCUACAAAGGAGACAUGCCGUUCAAUCACAUUGAUGCAGAUGAUGAUCAGGACAUCUUUCCCUUCUUAUGAGCUCAUGGAUGUUACCACUGUGAAAUCUGUGGCCAUGACAUGUUUACAAGGGAAGAUGUGAAGAGGCCUUAUUACUCUGGAUCAUUUCCCAGGUGACUCGUCUGCCUUUUCUGGAAUAGCUUCAUUUCUACUUGGUCUGAUCCAUCCACAGUCAUUAACAGAAAUGCUCUCGUUUGCCCAAAUCUUACUACAGAGAUGACAUUACAAUAGAUGCAAGAAGCCUUGCAAGUAGAUCUCAAUAUCCCCAUUGACUUUAGAGGAGUGACUAAGGAGUUUUUAUCUUUAUUUCUUCUAAGAUGGAGGUGAACUUCUGAGUUAGAAAUGAUACUUCAAAACAUGCUACAUCGUGUAAGAAGUUGGACCAACAUGGAACCUCUUUGUAGUCGUGGUUCAAUUGUUCAAUCAUUCCAUGGUCCACAUGAUGAAUGA
Messenger RNA from Musa acuminata subsp. malaccensis (wild Malaysian banana), 1118 nucleotides. RefSeq lists its product as uncharacterized. Gene Ontology annotation, cellular component: mitochondrion. The record is from RefSeq and is a predicted model, not a curated record. Gene Ontology annotation, molecular function: zinc ion binding; protein-folding chaperone binding. Gene Ontology annotation, biological process: protein folding; protein stabilization; protein import into mitochondrial matrix. NCBI's taxonomy places the organism in Eukaryota, Viridiplantae, Streptophyta, Magnoliopsida, Zingiberales, Musaceae.